UUCGCGCCACCUCUCUGGCUAGGGCCUUAAGGCUGAGGGGACGAUUCGCACUUUGAUCGUUUUAAUAAAGCGUAGAAGAAAGUAUAUUCUAAACAACAACAUCCACUUUUAGCUAUUCUUUUUACAAGUGGCAAAGGGUCAGAGUAAGAAUGCCCUCCAGAAAGUAUGAUAUUGGAGAUACUGUGAUGGGCCGUUGGCCUGGGAGCAGUCUAUACUAUGAAGUAAAAGUGAAAGCUUUCAACCCUUCUACUCAGCUUUACACUGUAAAGUAUGUUGAUGGCACAGAACUUGAACUUAAGGAAGCAGACAUUAAGAGAUCCCAAUUUUUCAAGUCAAAGAGAGAGAGUUCACGAUCAAAGUCUCCAUCUCGUAGACGCAGCCGAUCACGAUCUCCUGGAAGGCCAGUACGUCGUUCCACUUCACGUGGUAGAGACCCAAACAAAGAAAAAGAAUCUAAGAUAUAUGAUGUCCUAGAAGUUAAAUUGUCUCCUCUGCCAAAAUCUGUCAUAAACAAUGCAAAUGUUCAGUAUGAAAAGAAGAUUAGUACAAAUAAUGAAGUAAAUUCAGAGGUGUUUCACAAAGUUGAAUUUGGUCAAUAUGAAGAAAAACAGAAGGCAGUAACAGUAACUGCACAGAAUAAGGUUGAGGCUCUACCAGAAGUAGACCGGGCAGAUGUGCGGUACAACCUACGUCCACGAAAAGAAGAUAAUGAGAAAGUAUCUGAAAAUUUUGAGAGAAAAGUGGAAGAAGUCACAGUGAAAUCUGUGAGAAAGUCCAAAACAACUGAACUUGAAUUUGGUGGAAGAAUAGGAGCAUUCAUCAUGAUAUUUGUCCUGCCAGUCAUUGUGUUUCUUCUCCUUGUGACUUGUGCAAAAAAGGAUCCAAGCAUUUCUAAUUUUCCACCUUCCUUGCCUGCAUUCAGUACUUUAUGGGACAGUCAGGUUUUUGGAAUUGUUGGACUCUGGUUUCUUUUACAAGUUUUUCUCCAUCUUUUACCAGUUGGAAAGGUUGUUGAUGGGUUGCCCCUUGAAAGUGGGAAAAAAUUGAAAUACAGAAUUAAUGGGUUUUAUGCAAUAUUGGUGUGUGCAGUAAUGGUGGGAGCAGCCAUCUUCUAUGGAACUGAUUUUACUUACGUACAUGAUCAUUUUCUCCAGUUUGCUUCAUCUGCAUUCAUUUUUUCUGUGUUGCUCAGUCUUUAUCUCUACAUACGAUCACGCUGGGCCUGUAAAGAUGAAUUGGCCCCAAAUGGAAAUUCUGGUAAUUUGUUUUAUGACUUUUUUAUUGGCCGUGAAUUGAACCCUCGUGUAAAAUCCUUGGAUCUUAAAUACUUCUGUGAGCUACGCCCAGGAUUAAUUGGAUGGGUUCUUAUUAAUUUUUCAAUGGCUUUGGCAGAAAUGAAAGAACAAAAUAUCGAAUAUCCUUCAUUGGCAAUGAUACUAGUUAAUGCUUUUCAGCUCAUUUAUGUGUUGGAUGCUCUUUGGAAUGAGGAAGCUAUUUUGACCACUAUGGAUAUUGUUCAUGAUGGAUUUGGAUAUAUGUUGGCCUUUGGUGAUCUAGUUUGGGUUCCAUUUGUUUACAGUUUGCAGGCUUACUAUUUGGUCAGUCAUCCUAAUCAGCUUUCUUGGCUGUUUGGUGCAAUAAUCAUCAUUCUUAAUGGUAUUGGAUAUUUAAUUUUUCGGAAAGCCAAUUCCCAGAAAAAUUUAUUCAGAAGAAAUCCACAUGAUUCUAGGGUGGCACAUUUGAAGACUAUAUCCACUGCAACUGGGAAAAGCCUUUUAGUGUCUGGAAUGUGGGGAUUUGUCCGUCAUCCUAACUAUUUAGGUGACAUUAUUAUGGCAUUUGCUUGGUCAUUACCUUGUGGUUUCAGCCACAUUCUUCCAUACUUUUAUGUCUUAUACUUCACUUGCCUACUUAUUCACCGGGAAGCCCGCGAUGAACACCAGUGCAGGAAGAAAUAUGGAUCGGCGUGGGACGAAUACUGCCGUCAAGUUCGGUACCGUAUCAUCCCUGGCAUCUACUAGAGAACCACCUUAAAAGCAAAUAUAGUACUUCCAAAUGCUGUUUUCUCAUUUAAUUUUUCAAAACCAUAAUUCAGUUUGUUUUAGCAAAAGAAACAAGCUAAAAAUUUAUAUUUUGUGCUACUGAAAACCACUUUGACAAUUGUGUGUAAUUCUGAGAGUCAUUUGAGCUUAGGCAGCUUGGCUAAAAUGAAUUUAUACUCAAGAGCUACUUAGCAAAGCUUCUUUCCAGAUUGAUUUACAAAUAAAUUACGUAAAUAGCAAAAAAGGACUGUUUAAUCACACUGUAUAUUUAGAUGUAUAUAAGUAUAUGUAUGUGUGUGAGUGCGCGCGUAUACGCUUUUUCCAAAGUGGCUUUAGAGCUAUUGCUCUGCUAAGGAAAUUGUUAACAAUGGAACAUGCAGUGCAUCGAUCUGUGUGACCUGCAUUGCUUGCACUUUGUUGCAAUGAUAAAAUAUUGUAAAUGUAAUCUUUGAUUUAUUGUAAUGAAUUGUGUGUAUAGAUUUUCAUUGUAAUGCUUAUGAUCGCUCAGGACACAGAUUUUAAAACUACAGUUCACUUAAAAUAACAAUUUACAGUUUUUCUGUACAUAUUUGUAAUAUAUGAUAUGGUGCAUGGUUUUAACUUGUGGUAGUAAAAUACUAUAUUAUAUUUUAGUCUAAUUUGUUGCUUUCUAAAUAUUAAAAAAAAAAAAAAACUUUACCUUUAUAAUUCAUUUUACCAAGUAAAUUGGGCAGCAAAAGUUGUUAGUGGCAAAUUUCAGCCCAGAUUAAGUUCUGUGUUUCUUAAAAAGAAAACUAAAGUUUUUAAAAUGUCUCACGGCUUUCUAGUAUAAAUCCCACACAUUUGUGAACCAUGUUCAAACUAUAUAUUUGUAUAAACAAUGCUUUAAUUUCCACAUGAACGUCACAUCUUCACAGUAGCCUAUAGCUUUUUCUUUUUCUUUUUUUCCUCUCACGAAAUCUGUUUCCUGUGUGUUUUCAUGUUGAAUUAUAGCAUUCUAGGCAAAAUGUGUCAUACAAAAAAUUGUAGUUAAUACAUAAUUCAAAUGAAUUGAUGACUAGCUUUGUAAAUGUAUUCAUGUGACUGAAGAAACUGUAAAUAAUGUAUCCCAUCUUAAAUGUGAAGUUUUAUCAGGUUGUUUUUUCCCCUUCAUUUUAGAGUAGUUUUAUUUCCUAUAACAAGUUCUUCCAAUCCCCCAACCCCCCUCAUCCCCCAGGGUUUUACAGUUCUUUUACUUUUUAAUAUUUUUGUUUCUUGAGUGACCAUAAUUAAGUCUACAUAAAUAUUUGAAUCCAAGUUUUCAUGAUAUGAAGUAGCUUGUGCUUUGCUGCACACUGGGUGCAGUUAUAUAAAUGCAGACUGUAACUAUUUUUAUAUUUUGUUACAAAUAAACAUUUACAAAAAGA
Molecule: messenger RNA, 3427 nt
Organism: Polypterus senegalus (gray bichir)
Lineage: Eukaryota; Metazoa; Chordata; Cladistia; Polypteriformes; Polypteridae
Gene: lbr
Product: lamin B receptor
Exons: 15
Coding region: 150-2021 (623 amino acids)
Biological process (GO): sterol biosynthetic process
Cellular component (GO): endoplasmic reticulum membrane; nuclear inner membrane
Molecular function (GO): oxidoreductase activity, acting on the CH-CH group of donors, NAD or NADP as acceptor
Source: RefSeq, a predicted model, not a curated record